UCGUCAACCUCCCUUCAAUCGCCAUAUUGGGCAACUGAGAAAAGGGCUCGUCUCGGCUUGUUUUUUUUUUUACCUCUCCGCCCGUACGACGUGGCCGUGGGGAGAGCGGCGGGGCCGUGCGGACAGCAGCCCGAGGCCGCCCGCGGGGCCGCGGAGGGCAGCGCUGCUCCCCGCUUGGCUGCUCCCCUCUGGAGCCGCCCGGGCUGCCCGGCGGCGGCUGUCGGGGUUCGGCUGGCCCGGUGCUUAUGCAAUUGCGCGCUGCCGUUUCUCCUCCGCGGGCCGAGGCGGGGCUGCAGAGAGGGAGCUGUACGGAGAGAGACCGCGGAGGGGAACCUGCGAGUAGCCGCGGGUAAGAAGCGGAGAGGAAGAGUAGAGAGAGCCGCGAGAAAACCACUGGUGACGGCAGAAAGGGAGGGGGAAAUGUCAAACGUCCGCAUUUCUAAUGGAAGCCCUACCCUGGAGCGCAUGGAGGCGCGGCAGUCGGAGUACCCGAAGCCGUCGGCCUGCAGGAACCUCUUCGGGCCGGUAAACCACGAAGAGUUAAACAGGGACUUGAAGAAGCACCGCAAGGAAAUGGAAGAGGCAUGCCAGAGGAAGUGGAAUUUCGAUUUCCAGAACCACAAGCCGCUGGAAGGCAGGUACGAGUGGCAAGCCGUGGAGAAGGGGAGCUCGCCCGACUUCUACUUCAGACCGCCGAGGCUACCCAAAGCCGUCUGCAAGUCCGCCGGCCGUCAGAGCCUGGAUGUAAACGGGAAUUGCCAAACCGCGAUUUGCGCCGCUUCUCAGGGAAUCUCAGAGGACACUCACUGUGUAGGCCGAAAGACUGAUGUUGCUGGCAGUCAGACGGACUUUGCAGAGCAGUGCGCCGGGCAGAGGAAAAGACCCGCCGCCGACGGUAACGUACCCUGCGGGCAGCGCCGCGCGCCGGGCCCGGCCCCCGCCUCCUUCCGCCCGAACGCCCCCGGUGCCGCCCGCAGCUCCGGGAGCUCCGCGAUUCCUCUCCUCAAAAUAAAAGAGCCAACACAACGGAAGAGGAGGUUUCAGAAGACUCCCCCAGUGCCAAUUCAGUGGAGCAAACACCCAAGAAAUCGAGCCCGAGACGACAUCAAACGUAAACUCCCUAAGGCAAAGGACUCGCGUUUCCUUGCUCAUCGGGGGGCGGUGAAGCCAGGAAGAUAUAAAGUUGUAGUUGAGAUGAAUACAUAUCGUCGGUCUCCGUGGGAUGGGGACUCUGUACAAGCACUGAAAAACAACAACAGCAAAACAAAAAAAAAAGCAGACAAUAACACUAAAAGUUUAGACACUCUUAAAAGACCUGCCUCUAAAAGCAUCGGAUGUAGCAUUGUGCAAUUAGGUGUUUCCUUAUUUGCUUCAUUGUACUACCUGUGUAUAUAGUUUUUACCUUAUGUAGCACAUAAACGUUUUAGGAGCUGGGUUGGGGGGGGGGGAGUGGAAGAGGGCGACCGAUUGAAACUUGCUUUCACCAUCUAGCAAGCAAAGAGAUGAAGACAAGCAGUGUAGGCUUUUUAUUCCUUAAAGAUGUAUUGUCCCUUUAAGUGGGUCCCCUAUGUUUUUAUUUUUUCUUCGCACCACGGUGGUAGUGCUGCUCACAGCAGAUGGCUGCAGGCUGCUAUCAGAGCCCUCCUCUCUGUGUUGGGCUGAAGGGGUGGGAGGUGGGGUGAUCCCCCACCUCAAAUCCCUAUAGGAAAUUAGAAUGCCUGUACAGUCUCAUAAAUUUGCUACAUCGCUGGAUUUAUUAUUUUUAUUUUUGGAAAGGAAUCUGGAGGGCACUUGCUCUGAAUCUCCAGUGUUGCUGUUUUCUGACCUGGCCCACAUCCUUUAGUCCUUGUGUGAGGGAAAGGGAUACUACAUCUUUAAACAGUAUUUCUACAUUGCCUGUGUACCUGUAUGUAAAAAUAAAAAAAGAAAGUUUGAAGUGUA
This is a messenger RNA of Numida meleagris (helmeted guineafowl), 1941 nucleotides long. RefSeq names its product cyclin dependent kinase inhibitor 1B (gene CDKN1B). Gene Ontology annotation, cellular component: nucleus; cytoplasm. The record is from RefSeq and is a predicted model, not a curated record. Gene Ontology annotation, biological process: negative regulation of cell population proliferation; regulation of cell cycle; G1/S transition of mitotic cell cycle. Bases 421 to 1395 code for a protein of 324 amino acids. The transcript is spliced from 3 exons. NCBI's taxonomy places the organism in Eukaryota, Metazoa, Chordata, Aves, Galliformes, Numididae. Gene Ontology annotation, molecular function: cyclin-dependent protein serine/threonine kinase inhibitor activity; protein-folding chaperone binding.